AUGGAGACAAACUCCACGCAAUUGGAAGCCUGCGAAGUGGCGACCAAAGUUCUGAUGGAGCGCGGCGAAACCCACGUAGCGCUGGCAGUCAUGGUCCGCUGUUUGGUGGCACAUCGGCACACGCCAAGCCUGACGUGCAGUCAGCUUGUCUGCGGAGUGAUGCGACACUGCAACGUGGAGGAGCUUUGCAGUGUGAUGACGCCGAACCCUGCCAUGGUCAACGAGACGCACAUUAAAUCUGUUGCAGAGGUCGUCGGCUAUGUUGGCCUCAUCAUGAAAGAGCGCGGGAUGGUCCUCGAGGCGAGCCGCCUUUACCGGAAAGCUCUCGUGCUGGCUCCGGAUCAUGGCUCCCUCUGCUUGAACUUGAUGCAUACCUUCGCGCUUCGAAGGGACGAUAUUCGGGGCCUAGCCUGGGCCCGGAAGUUCUUCGGGCUCUUGGCCAGAAAAAUCCCGCGCGUGGCGGCACUGAAUCGAGCCCUGCUCAGCGAAGAGCCGGAUACCAGUCAGAAGAUGUUCUCUUCGCGCGACUUCCCGGUUGAAAGCGAGUUUCGGGAUGCAAUCGCCAUCGGUUUCGUCGUGCUGAAGCUGCUUUUCCUGGCCCAUCCGCGCACGCCUCUGCCCUUCUGCCAGGAAGGCGAUGGAAGGCCGUCCUGGCAGCAGCGCUUGCGCGACGUCGAGGUCUCCGAGGAGAUCGUGGGCCCGCAGGUGGCAAGCUUGCUCGAUGAUACCUGGAGGCGACCGCCAGAGGCGGUCAAUGCCGGCGCACCUCGUCUGGGCGCGAUCGCAGCCCACGACCAGGUGCUUCGUUGGCUGGUUGCAUUGCUCGGAAAGUGCGUGGAGGGUCUAGAGUUACACCUGACCGCCGUCCGCAACGAGAAUGCAUACUUCAACUGCAUCAAGGACAUCCUGGCUCUGAAGGGUCCUGCGACGAUUCCCAGAAGUCCGGCGCUCUUCCGACCGCUGUAUGUCAUCGGGGAUUCGCAUGUGCUGCCAACGUCUUGGCAGACGGUGGAGUUCACGACCAGCCGCGGGAGCUAUCACUACGUCAUGGUCCCUAUGCUGGUCACCGGGUUGAAGAUCUGGCACCUGCGGGACGAAAGCAACUUCUACACGAAGUUUGCUUUCUGGGACAAGCUCUCGGUCUUGCCUGUAGAGGCUCCCGUGAUGUUCAUCUUGGGUGAGAUUGACUGCCGAGAAGGUGUCCUCAAAGCUGUGCAGAAGGGCAAGCACGAAAGCGUGGAGGAUGCUUUGUACCUUCUCAUUGGGCACUACACGGAAGUCCUCAAGCGCAUUCGCAGAAAGCUGGUUCACAAUGACCUCUUCCUCCACCCUGU
Messenger RNA from Symbiodinium sp. CCMP2456, 1334 nucleotides. The record is from the annotation of a GenBank genome assembly. NCBI's taxonomy places the organism in Eukaryota, Dinophyceae, Suessiales, Symbiodiniaceae.